UGGAUGGUGUGACAAAAAAAGGGAAGGGUUUGUGCUUUCCUCUUUUCAGUAUUAUGAAUGAAAGUCUGUGCUUCGAUGUUAGCCCUGAAGUAAUUUUCAUCAGAAAAUAACAACACGGUACAGACUGCGAGCUGAACUAAGCUCGGAUAAAUUAGUUCAAGAUGUCUGCGAGUGCGGUGUAUGUCUUGGAUUUAAAAGGAAAGGUCCUGGUGUGCCGAAAUUACCGGGGAGAUGUGGACAUGUCAGAGAUCGAGCACUUCAUGACCCUUUUGAUGGACAAAGAGGAGGAGGGGACACUCUCUCCAAUCCUGGCCCACGGAGGAGUCCGUUUCAUGUGGAUUAAACACAAUAACCUCUACUUGGUUGCAACAUCCAAGAAAAAUGCUAGUGUCUCGUUGGUCUUCUCCUUCUUGUACAAAAUUGUUCAGGUAUUUUCAGAGUAUUUCAAAGAAUUGGAGGAAGAGAGCAUCAGAGAUAACUUUGUCAUCAUAUAUGAGCUUAUGGAUGAGCUGAUGGACUUUGGCUAUCCUCAGACCACAGACAGCAAGAUUCUACAAGAAUACAUAACCCAAGAGGGGCACAAGCUUGACACUGGCGCCCCAAGACCCCCUGCCACUGUCACCAAUGCUGUGUCUUGGAGGUCAGAGGGCAUCAAGUACAGGAAGAACGAGGUCUUCCUGGACGUCAUUGAGUCAGUCAACCUCCUGGUUAGUGCCAACGGUAAUGUCCUCCGCAGUGAGAUUGUUGGCUCAAUUAAGAUGCGAGUCUUCCUGUCUGGAAUGCCUGAGUUGCGGUUGGGCCUUAAUGACAAGGUUCUGUUUGAAAACACUGGACGAGGGAAGAGUAAAUCAGUGGAGCUGGAGGAUGUGAAGUUCCACCAGUGUGUCCGUCUGUCUCGUUUCGAGAACGACCGCACCAUCUCCUUCAUUCCUCCUGAUGGAGAAUUCGAACUCAUGUCCUACCGCCUCAACACUCAUGUGAAGCCCUUGAUCUGGAUUGAAUCUGUUAUUGAGAAGCACUCCCACAGUCGGAUAGAGUACAUGAUCAAGGCGAAGAGCCAGUUCAAAAGGCGUUCCACAGCCAACAACGUGGAGAUCCACAUUCCUGUGCCAACGGACGCUGACUCACCCAAAUUCAAGACCACAGUGGGCAGCGUGAAGUGGGUGCCUGAGAACAGCGAGAUCGUCUGGUCCAUCAAGUCGUUCCCUGGUGGAAAAGAGUAUUUAAUGCGAGCCCACUUUGGUCUGCCGAGUGUGGAGGCUGAGGACAAGGAGGGGAAGCCACCAAUCAGUGUCAAGUUUGAGAUCCCAUACUUCACCACCUCAGGCAUCCAGGUGCGUUACCUGAAGAUCAUUGAGAAGAGUGGAUAUCAGGCUCUGCCGUGGGUGCGCUACAUCACCCAGAAUGGAGAUUACCAGCUCCGGACUCAGUAGGCAGGUGGAAAUCAGAGGGGGCGGAGUCAAUCCACAUGUCUGCUGUCGAUGGCAGGUGUCAGUCAUGAGAUCAACUGUCAGUAUCUACUUUUUAUUUUGUUUUGUUUUUUAUUUGUUGAAGGUUUAUUAAUUUCUGAUCAAUGCAAAUAUUAGAUGGAGCCUUCGGUUAGAAAAAAAAAAAGAAUAAUUACGUUGUACUACUGUGUGGCUCCUAAUGUGAGCGAGGCCAAUAAAAGAAGGAGAUAAGUUUACAUCCAACCUAAGAGAUAUAUCUAUCACAGUGGGUCAGAUGGUUUCAAACAGUUUGUUACAUUUGCCAUCAAAAGUUACUGUAAUCACCUCCACAGGUAAAAGAAAACAUGCUCCGGUCAGUCUGAUAUGAAGCUGCUUUGUUCUGCCACAAUUCCAAUUUGUUGAUUAUCUGUAUAUAUUUGUUAAAUGUUAAUUCAGUGUUAUUUGUUGUAAAUUUCAAAGCUUACUCUUCUUCUUUUUGUACAAUUACCUCCAUGUGAUGCCAUUGAUAUACGCCAGAGCGAUGCCUUCCUGCAUGGCUGUUGUGCUUUCUAUCUGUCAGUGUGACUCCUCGGACAUUCAGCUUUGCAUAAAACCAUGAAGUGCAGACAUUUGGGUUAAAAAGUGAAGCGAAUACCUGUUACAAACCCCAGUCCUCCACCCAGACUCCUGUGUCCCCUUUCCCCCAAUGUGUAGCCACGCUGUUUUAAAUCAUUAAAUGUCUAUUUAGAGAAAAGUU
Molecule: messenger RNA, 2184 nt
Organism: Notolabrus celidotus (New Zealand spotty)
Lineage: Eukaryota; Metazoa; Chordata; Actinopteri; Labriformes; Labridae
Gene: ap1m1
Product: adaptor related protein complex 1 subunit mu 1
Exons: 12
Coding region: 162-1433 (423 amino acids)
Biological process (GO): vesicle-mediated transport; intracellular protein transport
Cellular component (GO): clathrin adaptor complex; clathrin-coated vesicle
Molecular function (GO): clathrin-cargo adaptor activity
Source: RefSeq, a predicted model, not a curated record